CAUAAUUAAGACUCGUGAUGCAAAUUUGCAAAUUUCGGAAUUUUUUUCUAAAAUCCGCAAAUCUAUUUCAUAACAAGCGACUCCAUUCUUGCUCAACGCAAAAUGCAUGACUAAUAACGUAUCUGGUUAUUAUCGGACACCUUGUAUAAUAGUAAGUAUUAAAAAAAGGACCGGCAAUAUCACCCAAUAUUAUCUGUGACAUCCAAGUAAUGUGACGAAUGGUGACGAAGUCGUAAUCUCAAGAGGGUUACAUACGCAUUUAUUUCUUGCCUUGAUUGUCAUUGACAAUGCCACUCGGCUUUAGCCAUCACUGAGAUUAAUAUUUUACCUUUUGUACAAAAAUCGUCACAGAAGAAUGGGUCAACGAGUCUCAAGAACGGAUUUCGAAUGGGUUUAUACGGAGGAACCGCAUGCCUCGCGGCGUAAAAUAAUUCUAGAGAAAUAUCCACAAAUUAAGCAAUUGUUUGGAUAUGAUCCAAACUUCAAAUGGGUUGUUACUGGGAUGGUAUUAAUACAGUUCCUAUCAUUCUUUAUUGUUAAAGAUUUGAGUUAUUCCAAACUCUUGCUAUUAGCAUAUUGCUUUGGAGGUGUAAUAAAUCACUCUCUUAUGCUUGCAAUACAUGAAAUAUCUCAUAAUCUUGCCUUUGGACAUGCCAGACCUAUGGCUAAUCGAAUAUUUGGUUUUUUUGCAAAUCUGCCAAUAGGAAUACCAGUAUCUAUCAGUUUUAAGAAAUAUCAUCUUGAGCAUCAUCGUUAUCAGGGAGAUGAAAAAUUAGAUACAGAUUUACCAACAUUAUUAGAAGCGAAAUUAUUUUGUACAACUUUUGGAAAGUUCUGUUGGAUAUUGUUGCAACCUUUUUUUUAUUCAUUUCGACCUCUUGUAACUUAUCCAAAAGCACCAACUUCAUUGGAAUAUAUAAAUUUAGUUAUACAAUUGAUAUUUGAUGGUUGUGUAUGGUAUUUUUUCGGUGGUAAAGUACUAUUUUAUUUGCUUUUUGGCUCUAUUAUGGCAAUGGGAUUACAUCCUGUAGCAGGUCACUUUAUAUCGGAACAUUACAUGUACAAAAAAGGUUUUGAGACUUACAGUUACUAUGGUCCUCUAAAUUUCAUUACUUUCAAUGUUGGAUACCACAAUGAACACCAUGAUUUUCCUGCAGUGCCUGGUUCGAGAUUACCAGAAGUAAAACGUAUAGCCGCAGAAUUUUACGAUAAUUUACCACAGCACAAUUCAUGGGUUUCUGUUUUGUAUGAUUUUGUGAUGGAUCCUGAAAUCGGGCCGUAUGCAAGAAUGAAGAGAAGGCAUCGAGGAUUAAAUUGACAGAUUUUUUUUAAUUCUCCUUAGUUUUUCUAAAAAUAUACUACAUAAGAUUUAUACAUCACUAAUUCUGCAUAUUGUUAUGCAGAAUUGCAUAUUAUAGCACAAUUUAAAAAUUGUAUUCAGAAAAAUGAAGUGUGAGAGUUAUAUGCUGAGAGACUUGUAAGCUAUUGCGUGCAUAAUUGUAAUAUAAAUUUCUGAAAAAUUUAGAGGUAAUAUAUAUUAUGG
Atta colombica is the source of this 1543-nucleotide messenger RNA. RefSeq names its product sphingolipid delta(4)-desaturase DES1 (gene ifc). Lineage: Eukaryota; Metazoa; Arthropoda; Insecta; Hymenoptera; Formicidae. The transcript is spliced from 6 exons. Gene Ontology annotation, biological process: ceramide biosynthetic process. Gene Ontology annotation, molecular function: sphingolipid delta-4 desaturase activity. Gene Ontology annotation, cellular component: membrane. The coding region runs from base 356 to 1318 and encodes 320 amino acids. The record is from RefSeq and is a predicted model, not a curated record.